Messenger RNA from Saprolegnia diclina VS20, 546 nucleotides. RefSeq lists its product as hypothetical. The record is from RefSeq and is a predicted model, not a curated record. Bases 1 to 546 code for a protein of 181 amino acids. Lineage: Eukaryota; Oomycota; Saprolegniomycetes; Saprolegniales; Saprolegniaceae. The transcript has 2 exons. Gene Ontology annotation, biological process: translational termination. Gene Ontology annotation, cellular component: mitochondrion. Gene Ontology annotation, molecular function: translation release factor activity.
AUGAUGGCCGCGUCCGUCUUCCUGGCUCGGAUCGGGCGGCAACCUCUCAGCGCUUGGUUUGUCCGAGGGCUAGCAACGAAGAAGCCGCCGAUCGACCUGCGCGAAGAGGACCUCGACGAGUCGUUUGUCAAAGGCAGCGGCAAGGGCGGCCAAAAGAUCAACAAGGUCCGCAACAACGUCUUCCUCAAGCACCGCCCAACCGGCCUCUUUGUGCAAUGCCAGAAGACGCGGUCGCUCGACGACAAUCGCCGCGUCGCGCGAAAGCUCUUGGCCGCCAAGCUGGACGACCACUUUAACGGCGCGCAGAGCGUUCGCAGCCUCAAGAUCCUCAAGCUCCAGAAGAAGAAAGCGAAGAAGAAGGCCAAGUCCCGCCAGAAGCACCACGCCGGCUCCAAAGACGGCGCUGCUCCAGAUGACGAAGAUGACAGCGAGGACAGCGAGAACGAAGAUGACGAAGAUGACAGCGAUGACAGCGAUGACGAAGAUGACGAAGAUGACAGUGCGCAGGACAAGGCCACUGCAAGCACUCAAAGAGAGACGCAGUAG